This is a messenger RNA of Sordaria macrospora k-hell, 369 nucleotides long. RefSeq lists its product as uncharacterized. Lineage: Eukaryota; Fungi; Ascomycota; Sordariomycetes; Sordariales; Sordariaceae. The record is from RefSeq and is a predicted model, not a curated record.
AUGCCUCGCGAAGGUACUCGGUCGCAAACCGGCAACUCCAAGCCGCGCGUCUUCCCCGUCGUCGACACCGCGCCGGCGGUCAAGAGGACUACUAAGCCCAAGCCCGUCGCUGCUGAGGAGCCCAAGGCUGCUGCGCCCGCGAAGGGUGCCAAGCCUACGGGCGUGACCAAGAAGGCUGCCCCAAAGAAGGAGAGCACUGUCAAGGCCGUGGCGGAGAAGGUUGAGAAGAAGGCUGGCAAGACGGCCGACAAGGCCGACAAGAAGGCCGAGAAGGCUGCCGUGGAGCCAAAGGAGCCCAAGGCCAAGGCUGCCCCCAAGAAGAAGGCUGCUGCUGCUCCUGCCGCUGCUCCUGCCGCCACCGCCGAGUAA